AUGGAUGACGACUCAAGCCCACGGGUACCGCGUAGGACAGCCAUGGCUUGUCAGUUUUGCAGAGGUCGCAAACUAAAAUGUGAUGGCAGUCGACCUAGUUGUGGUAACUGCAACCGUCGAGGCUAUCCUUGUGUCUAUACCCCUGUGUAUGUGAUUUGUCUCAUCUAA
Suillus paluster is the source of this 168-nucleotide messenger RNA. RefSeq lists its product as uncharacterized. Gene Ontology annotation, biological process: regulation of DNA-templated transcription. NCBI's taxonomy places the organism in Eukaryota, Fungi, Basidiomycota, Agaricomycetes, Boletales, Suillaceae. The transcript has 2 exons. Gene Ontology annotation, molecular function: DNA-binding transcription factor activity, RNA polymerase II-specific; zinc ion binding. Gene Ontology annotation, cellular component: nucleus. The record is from RefSeq and is a predicted model, not a curated record. Bases 1 to 168 code for a protein of 55 amino acids.